GAUAAAUAAAUAGAAGGCAUCGCAGAAGCGUCACACACUCACCCCAUCAACCACCGGGGUGUAUCAAGCCAAAGGGAUGGGAAUGGGAAUUCAAAAAGUAAGUGAUUUCGCAGCCGUUUUCGUGGCAGCUGCUGUCAUUCUUGUUAUUAGCAUCCCGUUCCCGGCUAACGGCCUCAUUUAUCGUACGAGCGACGCCUUUGUUUUCGAAAUCGAUCGAGCGGCAGAUGGCUCCUUUACUCCUCAGUUUUUCCCAAAAAGCCAAUCGGAUUUUUUGCCAAUCAAAUUUUUCUUGGAUGGCGGCCGUAUCCCUUUAUCACAAAUCCCUCUGCUGGUCGGUUCAACCAAAAAUGUUCAUUCGUAUUACACCAUGCUGGGCCUGCAUCCGCAACAAGAGCUGAAUUUGUACAACUGGCUGCCUUAUUACCCGUUCGUGUAUGCCCGUGCUGCUGCUGCCCCGACAAGAAAUUCAAGCAAUGAUCAGCAAACAUUCAACCGCCAAUCUAAACAGGGGAGUAUUCCUUGUGGCGUUGGACCCAAUACCAACCGCAUCGUCAAUGGCCAGGAAGCUGUUGCCCAUUCGUGGCCUUUUGUCGUGGGCUUCAUGACGCAAGGCAGUGGCGUAGUCGAUUGUGGCGGAUCUUUAAUUUCGGAAACUAAAGUUCUGACAGCGGCCCAUUGUUUUGUACAGAUGUCGCUGUAUCAAUUGUCACAGAAAGUUGUGAAACUGGGCAUGCACUACACGGGCAACAGUGCGGGAGUACCGGACGAUGCGCAAAGGACGAUGAGAAUCAAAAGCGUGACAAUUCAUAGAGAAUAUAAUGGAGGAAGAUUUAACUACGAUGUCGCUGUUGUGACAAUGGAGUCACAAUUCACCGCCGUCACCUACUCAGAGGCCAUCUCGCCCGCCUGUUUGCCGCCAGAAAGUGCCAACGUCGAUGAAUACGCCGGAAAGGAUUCCUUCAUCAUGGGAUGGGGUGAUGUCAGAUCCGGUGCCAAUACGGGUACGUCUAAAUUAAGACAAGCCAUCGUUCCAGUCAUAACGAACGACGAAUGCAAGAAAAUCUACAGCCAACCUAGCCAAAUUACUGACCAUAUGGUGUGUGCUUCUUCUCGUACAUCCGAUUCAUGCCAGGGAGACAGUGGCGGUCCGCUAGUCAUCAAAUUUGACGACGGUUCUUAUUACCAAGCCGGCAUCGUUAGUUGGGGAAGCGGAUGCGCGAAUGCAGCAUUUCCUGCAGGCGUUUAUACGUACGUACCACGACUAGUGAGCUGGGUUAAAAAAUAUAUGUAGAAUCGAUUCGUUAUUGCAAACGAUCACGCAUAUAGAUCGAAAGAUUCCGGAAAAUGGGAAAUUUUUCUUUCAAGGGCGCUUAUUUAUGACAGCCGAAACCAUGAUGUUUAUAAUGUAUUCUGUCGUUCUUCUGAAAACAUGCAGAAUAUACUAUUAUGGCAUUAGAAAAAUCUUUCUUAAAGAAAACGUGUUAAAAUCACAUUUCACUUAUACAAUUCUUUUCUUGUAGUCCUGAAUGAAAUUUAAAUUUAAAAAAUACUGAUGAAGCUGGUGAAACUACCAUUUUAUUUAUUUUCUAUCAUUUUUUUUCUGUUUUCGCCAUUGCGAAGCCCGACUUGUUCACAAAAAGUUGAGCUUAAAAUGAUUGACUUGGAAUUCGAUAAAACCGAACCUGCUGCUGUAAUACAAAAAUAAACGCUGA
Daphnia magna is the source of this 1712-nucleotide messenger RNA. RefSeq names its product chymotrypsinogen A. The transcript is spliced from 9 exons. The record is from RefSeq and is a predicted model, not a curated record. Gene Ontology annotation, molecular function: serine-type endopeptidase activity. The coding region runs from base 77 to 1291 and encodes 404 amino acids. NCBI's taxonomy places the organism in Eukaryota, Metazoa, Arthropoda, Branchiopoda, Diplostraca, Daphniidae. Gene Ontology annotation, biological process: proteolysis.